AUGUCCGACUAAUAUUUUAUUAACGACUAUGGCACUGAAAAAGGCUGUCCUAAGAUGAACCUUGCUUCUGAAAAGGUAGCUAAGAGAAAAAGAUUCGAUAGCAUCUCUACUAAUUCAUCUUCUAGUGACGGCGCAAGUAACUAACAGUAAAAACAAUAGACUUAAUACGAUUCGCGCUUUGAACCUCGCUAAAUUCCUGAUAUUUAAUAAGUAAAGAAAUCCUUUUUAUCCUCUCAAUAUACCAAUCAAAACAACAAUAAUCCAAAUACAAAGAGCUCCGCUUCCAUGGGUUGCUCUUCAAUGUCUUCAACUGGUAAAAGAGGAAGCAGCAUCUCUUCCACAUGCAUAUCCUAUCAAAUAAUUCUAGCUGUCAGAAUAAAUAGUGAUGACCAAGACGAAGAAGCUGUCUAUCGUUGCUUCCCUGAGGUCGAAAUGACCCUUGAAGACGAUCUUACUGUUGAGUCAGUCACUCGUGAAAUCAUUGACAAACUCAACUAAAAGAUGGUCAAGGAUUUACAAAAGAAGAAUAAGACUCCAUCCACCACUCCCAAGUCUUGUCAACUCAUCCACCCUGUCAACGGCUCAGAAGAAUGUUUUGAAAUCUCCUAAGCCAGUAAAAAUGGUGAGCCCAAGGGAUGCUCUUUUGACCGUAAUUAGACCUUAAGACUUAUCAAAUGCAAGUCCAGAAUCUGCCUUAAGGUAUUAGACAUGGCUGCCAUCGACCCUACCAUCUUCAAAUUGCUUAACAAGUAGCCCAGAGCCAUUAAGGAAUUCCCUUACGAUGUCUGUCCUAUUCAAGAAUAAGAUGAUGACUAACAUAGCAUUGCCAGAGCCACUUCCCACUACAAAGACAGCCUUAUUCAAAAGGAAAUUGAUCUCCCAACAAAUUACCAUCAUUGCAGCACAUCUUCCUUCUCCCAGCCUACCCGCUCAAGCUAAACUUCUACCAUCAAUCAAACACAUCAAGCAAAUAAUCAAACUUCAGCUUGUGCUCCCAAAAAGAAAGCCUCAUUUUUUACCCGCUUGUUUAGAUGCAGUGUUAUUUGCCAAUGA
This is a messenger RNA of Tetrahymena thermophila SB210, 1053 nucleotides long. RefSeq lists its product as hypothetical. The record is from RefSeq and is a predicted model, not a curated record. NCBI's taxonomy places the organism in Eukaryota, Ciliophora, Oligohymenophorea, Hymenostomatida, Tetrahymenidae. The transcript has a single exon.